Molecule: messenger RNA, 5169 nt
Organism: Bursaphelenchus xylophilus (pine wood nematode)
Lineage: Eukaryota; Metazoa; Nematoda; Chromadorea; Rhabditida; Aphelenchoididae
Source: the annotation of a GenBank genome assembly
AUGUCGGACAAUCCAGGACGUGCACCUUCUCCGGCUCCUUCUAUGCAAAGUGGUAAGUAAUUGAUCUUGUACAUCGAAAGUUUAGGUUGAAAUAGAGUGUGGGAGGAAGAUAAUACAUAGGAGGAACUUUUACCACAAGUUUGCAGCGAGAAUGUACCAUAAACGUACCAUUUUUGCAACUUUUUGAUCUUCUGCCUAGUGCAAUAUAAAAAAUGGUCGUUUGUCAAAACUCGAUAAUUUCCUUUUAUUAGAUAGCUUUCUAGUUGCUGAUAAAUGUAUUUUGCAGGCCUUUCUUUCAUUUUUAUAUUCUCUUUUUACUCUAACGACCUUAUUUUAGAAGCCAGUGCUCUUCACUAUGGCUCGGAGUUUGGCGGUUCCAUGGUCUCGGCCUUUUCUCAUGUCUCCUCCGGAACUAACAGAUCUCAAGGUCGGCAAGGUCCUCGAGUCCGUGCUGACCUCUCCGGUCUCGCCAAUCCUCAUCAUCGAACAAUUCAAGUCAACGAAGCCGACGAUCAACUCAACAUGGAACUUGACGAAGAACAAGUCCCGGCAGGACAGAAAAUGUACAUCUGGGGUACUCGCAUUGCUGUCGACGUUGUUCAAGCGCAAUUCCGCGAGUUUAUUAACAAUUUCAAGGUGAGAUUUUGUAAAGUUAUAUUGCACUUGACGUUUAGGUGUCUGCGAAUGGAAUUUUUGAUAAAAAGAUGUUGUUCUAGGCCGGCCAAGUGGAUGAAGAUGAGACUACAGCUGUCGGAGAAGAUGGUAAACGGACUGAGAUGAACCUCGACGAACCAUAUUACCUUCAACGUUUGGCCGAGAUCAACAUCUCUGAAAUCCCAAUUCUCAAUUUGAAUCUUGGCCAUGUCAAACUCUACAAGGAGUCGUUGUAUCGAAUGGUGAUCGCCUAUCCCGCUGAUGUGAUUCCUUAUUUGGACAUGGUUGUGAACGAGAUCUUCGAAGCAAAAUACCGGAAGAUUUUGAACUCUCCAAUUGAAGUGCGCCCAUUUAAUGCUGAGCAGACCAAAAGUCUGAGGGAUUUGAAUCCUGAAGGUGAGUAGAUUAUCAGUUGUUUGAUUGGCUUUUAGAUAUCGAACAGUUGAUUACCACAAACGGGAUGGUCGUCCGAAUUUCUCCAUUGAUCCCAGAGAUGAGACAGGCGUAUUUCAAGUGCUCCGUCUGCAAUUUCCCGGUGAGUAAUGGGAAAACAAAGUUUAUAUGGGUGUCUAGUGAACCUUGAACCUGUUUUAGAUGCAUACAGAGAUUGGUUUCAUUGAGCUUUUGGGGUCUUUGGAAUUAUAUUAUCCAUGGAGAGUAUUAAUAUUUUUUAGCAUGAAUGUGACGUGGAUCGUGGACGAAUUGAAGAGCCCACUACCUGUACGAACUGCGGCAACACCUACUGCUUCCAACUCAUCCACAAUCUUUCCAUCUUUUUGGACAAACAAAUUGUGAAACUCCAGGAAAUCCCCGGCGAUGAGAACACCGGCCAGACCCAACACACUGUCAAUUUGGUCGUCCAUGGAGCCUUGGUGGAGAAUGUGCAUCCGGGAGACCGAGUUUCGGUCACCGGAAUCUUCAGAGGAAAUUUUAAUCGGGUGCAUCCGGCCAAAACGGCGUUGAAUGCGAUUUUGUCAACCUCCAUCGAUGUGCUACACUUUAGAAAGAUGAAUCAGAAUCGACUUCAUGACACGAAUGAUGGGUAAGGAGUGAAUUGAAGGAGUUUUGGAUGAGAUUUGAGUGAUUUUUGAUUGGAAAUAGCCAGAUUUCUGAUGGAUAAUACAGGGUGUUUCGAGAAAUGUGCCGGAAAGUUUUUGUCGAGUUCUUGGCGCUCAGUGAAGAUAUCCAAAAAAAUUCUUUUUGCGGAAUAAAGAAGAAGAUGGGCGGUUUUUUGCCCAAAAUUAUCAUUUUCUCCGCCAACGCAGAAGGUAGUGUAUUCGGCGGAGACUUUUGAUCGCUUUUUUGGUCAUCACACCGAUCUUAAACGCUUUUUUUAUGAAUUUUGAUGAUGGAAAGGAGGAUAUUUGUGUAUGUUCAUGUUUAUCAAGCAUUCGGAGGAGGCCAUGACUCGGCUUCGGGUAAGCAAAUACAGUGAGGGACAUGAUCCAAUGGCAAAAAACGUCUCAUUUUGCAUCCCGGAGGGGACCAAAAGGACUCCAAACCCUUCCCUUCUCUAAUCUAAAAAACCCCGCUUUGAAGAUCCCGCCUUGAAGGAAAGGGCGCGAUUUUCAAAGCGGAGUUUUUUAGCUUAGAGAAGGGAAGGGUUUGGAGUCGUUUUGGUCCCUUCCGGGAUGCAAAAUGAGACGUUUUUUUCCAUUGGAUCCGGUCCCUCACUGUACAUAUUUAUAAACAUAAAAAUACGCAAAUGUCCCCUUUUCCGUCAUCAAAAUUCAUAAAAAAAACUUUUAAGAUUGGUGUGAUGACCAAAAAAGCGAUCAAAAAUCUUCGCCGAAUGUACUACCUUCUGCGUUGGCGGAGGAAAUGAUAAUUUUGGGCCAAAAACCGCCCAUCUUCUUCUUUACUCUGCAAAAGGAUUUUUUUUUUUUGAUAUCUUCACUGAGCGCCAAGAAACCGACAAAAACUUUCCGGCACAUUUCUCGGAACACCCUCUAUUAUCCAUGGGAAAAAUUGCUAUUUCCAGUCAAAAAAUCACCCAAAUCUCAUCCAAAACUCCUUCAAUUCACUCCUUACCCAUCAUUCGUGUGAAUUUUUGUUUUUUUUUCAGAAGUUAUUUGUCCGAAGACCGAAUCCAAGAAAUUAUCAACCUCUCCAAGCAGCCCGACAUUAUCCACCGGCUCUGUUCCGCAUUGGCGCCUCAAAUUUUUGGUCAUGAAGAUGUGAAACAAGGCCUCCUUUGCCAACUGUUUGGUGGUACUCGCAAACCAACCAAGGAAAACGAAAAUCGCAGCAAAUUGCGGGCCGAGAUCAACGUCCUGCUGUGCGGAGAUCCGGGAACAGCCAAGUCCCAACUGCUUCAAUAUAUUUACAAGUUGAUGCCCCGCUCCCAAUACACCUCCGGAAAAGGCUCCUCGGCCGUCGGUCUGACCGCAUCCAUCGCCCGAGAGCCGGAAACAAAGGGAGUGGUCCUGCAGACCGGUGCGUUGGUCAUGGCCGACAAUGGAGUGUGCUGCAUCGAUGAGUUCGACAAAAUGAGCGACUCCACCAGGUCCAUCCUCCACGAAGUUAUGGAACAACAGACCCUCAGUAUCGCCAAAGCCGGCAUCAUUUGUCAGCUGAACGCCAGAACGUCCAUCUUGGCCGCCGCAAAUCCAAUCGGAUCCAAGUGGGAUCAGAAGAAAACUAUCAUCGAAAACAUCAACUUACCCCAUACGUUGUUGUCCAGAUUCGAUUUGAUCUUCUUAAUCAUCGAUCCCAAAACAGAAGAGUAUGAUAGAAGACUGGCCAGGCAUUUGGUCAACUUUUAUGUGAAUAGAGAGGACUUGGAAGAAGAGGUUCAUGCAACUCUGGAUAUUGCAUUGUUGAGGUUAGUGAAGGUUUAAAAUUGAGGUGGAAAGGAGUUUAGAGCAGUUGGGGGGAGCUUUGAGGGUAAAUCUGGGGUUCAAAGGGCUUUUGGAAGUUUUUUGGAUAUUGUAGUAGGUGGAGAAAAAAUUUUCUUUAAUUUUAGGUUUUUUUGGUAUUGAAAUUUUUUGUGAAGACCUAAAAAGUUGUUUUAGUUUGUUGAGAAUGCUUUUUGAAUGAAUUGCUGAUGAUUUUUGGACAUUGUAGUAGAUACAAAUGCACCUUAUUAUUUUUAAAUUUUGAUCAUUUUUUGUCGAAAAAUUGAACAUGGCGAGUCUUCAUUGAUGUUUUAAGGGCAUUGCCAUACCUCUUUUGAAAGAAUUUUAUACCCUUUUUUCAGAGAUUACAUUGCCUAUGCCAAGGACAACAUCAACCCCAAACUGAGUCAGAAUGCCGACCAAGCACUCCUCCAAUACUAUCUGGAGAUGAGAGAAGCGGGCAAGAGGACUGGCCACAUCACCGCCUAUUCGAGGCAACUGGAGUCGUUGAUUCGACUCUCCGAAGCCACGGCCAAAAUGAGACUCAGUGAAUGGGUGGAGAAGGAGGAUGUGGACGAGGCAUAUCAGUAAGUUGAUUGGUCGGUUUAUAGGGGGAAUUGAGAGGUUUGAACGGAAUUUUGAAUUUUUUUAGAAUUCCAAAAAAUGUGUCAUCGAUGAAUUGAAAAUCGGGGAAAUUACAGUAAUCUUGAAGUGAAAAUAUUUUUUGAGUAUUGGUUUAGAGCGUGGAAAGUGUCUGCAGUUGAAAGGUAUUAAAAAUCUGGGGUUAUAGAGGUGUCAUGAUGACGGAUUUUUAUAAAUUUACAUAAAAAAUUAGGUUCUUGAAGUUUUCACAGUGACGGACCUGAUACAGUGGCAAAAAACGCACCAUUUUGCUUCCGGGAAGUAUCAAAAAGUUUUGCAAAAUGCUUCCCUCUCCAAGUGAAAAAACUCCGUUUUGAAGGGCGCGCUUUGAAAAUAGAAGUUUUUCACUGGGAGAGGGAGGUAUUUUUCUACAUUUUUUGAUACUUUCCGGAUGCAAAAUGGUACGUUUUAUGCCACUGUGUCAGGUCCAUCACUGUAAAAACUUCAAAAACCUAAUUUUUCUAAAUUUAUAAAAAAUCCAUCAUCAUGACACCUCUAUAACCCCAGAUUUUGAAUCCUUUCAACUGCAGACACUUUCCACGCUCUAAACCAAACCUCAAAAAAAUAUUUUCACUUCAAGAUUACUGUAAUUAUGGUAUGUUUUUUGCCACUGUAUCGGGUCGGUCACUGUAACAAAGACAGAUUUUUUUACAGUCAUGUUAUUUGUCUGUGUGUGUUUGGAGCAGGGUACUUCUCCUUUUCGCUUCUUUUAAAGCUAUGAUUUUUUCAUUUCAGACUCUACAUGAAGGCCCUGUGCCAAUCGGCCGUCGACCCCGACACUGGCUUUGUUGAUGUGGGCAUCCUGGCGACCGGAGUGGCCGAAUCCACUCGCCAACACGCCUCCGCCCUCUCGGAGAAGAUUAUCAAACUUUUCACGCAACGAAACGUCACCCAAAUGAGUCUCCACAAACUUUUGAAUGAAAUGAGAGCCGAUGAUACGACGGUGGACAAGCAUGUGUUCAAUGAAGCCCUCCAACUACUGGUAAAGGAACAGAAAAUCAACAAAACCAGUGACAAAGUUUCACUUGUUUUGUAA